AUGCCUCGUAUCCUCGAGCCAGUGACCGUCGUCAAGACCCCGGAGGUGGACAUCACCGAGUACGCCGGCAACGGAUCUUCCGGCCAGCCCGCCAUAUCGCUGGCCCACGUCAAGGCCGAGGGAAACUGGGCGGAGCCUUGGCAGUGCCCCGAGUUCGACGAGUGGGUGCUCAUCCAAAAGGGGGAGGUUCACAUCGAGCACUCCCACGGCGACACCGUCGUCGUUAAGGCCGGACAGGCUGUGUACCUGGCCAAGGGUGAGCGUGUUCGGUGGGUCUUCCCCGACGGGGGAUGCGAGUACAUCCCGAUCUGCCUCCCCGGGUUCACCCCCGCGAACGUGCACAGGGAGGACGACGGACCGAACCCUCCGCCCCACGACAAGCACGUGGACAUCUACCACAUGGUACAGACGCACAACUGGGAGGCCGCCAAGGCGAGCGACGAGAAGGUGUACUAUCCCCCCACGUACGCGACGGACGGGUUCACGCACGCCACCGCGGACCCAAAGUAUCUUCUCACGGUGGGCAACCACUUCUACAAGGAGACCAAGGCGCCGGACGGCAGCGGCAAACCGUCCGAGUGGAAGCUGCUGAAGAUGACCAGGCGUACCCUGGAGGCGAAAAAGAUCGACCUCAAGUUCGAGGCGCCCUCGCCCGUCGGUGACACCAAGGAGAUGGACGCGGAGCAGAGCGGUGGCGAGCGGUUCCCGCACAUCUUCGGCGGCAUCCCCACCGAGGGCGUGGUCGUGCAGGAGUUCGACAUCACGCGGGCGGAGGACGGGACGUUCACGGGCGUGGUGGGACUGGUGUGA
Molecule: messenger RNA, 810 nt
Organism: Micromonas commoda
Lineage: Eukaryota; Viridiplantae; Chlorophyta; Mamiellophyceae; Mamiellales; Mamiellaceae
Exons: 1
Coding region: 1-810 (269 amino acids)
Biological process (GO): carbohydrate metabolic process
Molecular function (GO): hydrolase activity, hydrolyzing O-glycosyl compounds
Source: RefSeq, a predicted model, not a curated record